Messenger RNA from Spodoptera exigua (beet armyworm), 20762 nucleotides. Lineage: Eukaryota; Metazoa; Arthropoda; Insecta; Lepidoptera; Noctuidae. The record is from the annotation of a GenBank genome assembly.
CAAGAUAUAGAUUACAGUUGAUAUAAUUUGAUAAUAUAAGGAUUUGGAAAUCGAAAUUAUUAUUCAGUUUAAUUCCUUUGUGAUAAAGCGCGAGAAACGACGUGUGUUGACAUUAGUUUAGUUAAUUUAUUUAAUAGUGUACUAUUAGUAUAAAUUGCGGUAAUAAUACUAAAAGAUUCUCAUUAUUACACAAAAAAAACUCAAAAAAUAUUUGUAAAAUAGUAAAAGUAAAUUAAUAUAUUUAUUUUUAUCAAACGUAUCAGUUGUAACAGGAACCGUGAGUUUCUAAUCAGCCUAAAGUGUUUUAGCGUUCAUGUAAAAAAAAUUGUAGAUAUUUUUCCGGUGACGCGUUUUGAUUUUGUGAUAGUAAUAUAAGCGGCUGAUAUAAUCACCGAUACGUGCCAAUUAAAUUUAAUUGAUUUACAUAAACGGGUAAAUAAACAUCGGUAAACGAGAGUGCGGGGAAUAAAAAAAUAUUUUCGAUAAAGUGCAGCCCUUAGUGGCGAAGUGAUGUUACCUAUUAUUAUUUUGGAAAAAUAAUAAUACUAAUUUGUUUAUUUAUUUGUGAUCUGAGAAUUAUAGUUUAAGAUAUGUACAAAGCUAUCAUAUUUUUGACGUUGAUAGCUGCGUCAUCAGCCCAGUACUUGCCCAAUGGCUGCCCAUCAGACUUCCAUGUCCACCUUCUCCUGCCACAUGAAACAGACUGCUCAAAGUACUACAGUUGUAGUAAUGGCAACAAAAUUGAAAUGAAAUGCGCGCCCGGCACACUCUUCGACGUCAAUUUACAAGUGUGCAAUUGGCCGUUUGCAGUCGAUUGUCGAAAUCGUCCAUCAAGUCCAUCAACAUCAUCAACAACAACAUCAUCAACAACAACAACAACUCGGCCACCUUCGCCACCCAUAGAGGUGUUGCCCAACGGUUGUCCAGUUGACUUCAGCAUCCAUUACCUGUUGCCCCACGAGACAGACUGUGGAAGGUUCUACUCUUGCAGCAAUGGACAGAAAAUUGAACAACCAUGCGCUCCGGGAACGUUGUUCGAUUAUAAACUUCAAGGAUGUGUAAUAGCACAAGUGGCAACAUGUCACCCAGGAGCAACAACUUCAUCAACAACAACAUCAACAACAACAACACCUUCGUCAACAACAUCACAGAAGCCCACGGAUCUCUUGCCAAAUGGAUGUCCAGUGGACUUCAGUAUAAAUUACUUGCUACCUCACGAAACGGAUUGUUCUAAGUACUACAGUUGCAGCAAUGGAGAGAAAAUUUUGAUGCCUUGCGCGCCAGGAACGUGGUUCGAUUACGAUUUGCAGGGAUGCGAUCACAUAUACUUGGUGAACUGCACUCUGGGAUCUACAACCACUACAUCAACUGCAGCCCCAACAACACCUGAAGAUCAAACAACACCAGACGACCCAAUAACAGUUACUGUGGGACCAACAACCACAACAACAACUACAGAAUCGCCUGGAUUCCUUCCCAACGGCUGCCCAGCAGACUUCACAGUCGACCAUUUAUUACCACAUGAAUCUGACUGCGCAAAAUUCUACAGUUGCGUCCACGGUCAAAAAGUUGAAAUGGACUGUGCGCCUGGAACUUGGUUCGACUUCCAAUUACAAUACUGUAGUUGGCCGUUCAUGGUGCAGUGUAACGUAACUAGCACAACAUCAACAACAACAACAACAACGACUCCAACAACAAUAACGGUUACUGAAGAUCCAAAUACGCCUUCAACGUCUCCUGACGAGCCUACAGUUACAGAGACAAUCGCUCCCAUAACAACAACUGCGGGGCCCACUGUCACAGAACCGGAUGCUCCCACAACAACAACUGCGGGGCCCACUGUCACAGAACCGGAUGCUCCCACAACAACACCUGACGAGCCCACUGUCACAGAACCGGAUGCUCCCACAACAACAACUGCGGGGCCCACUGUUACAGAACCUGACGCUCCCACAACAACACCUAACGAGCCCACUGUCACAGAACCGGAUGCUCCCACAACAACAACUGUGGGGCCCACUGUUACAGAACCUGACGCUCCCACAACAUCACCUAACGAGCCCACUGUCACAGAACCUGACGGUCCCACAACAUCACCUGCGGGGCCCACUGUUACAGAAACGGACACUCCGAUUACAAUAACUCAGGGGCCCACUGUCACAGAACCUGACGGUCCCACAACAUCACCUGCGGGGCCCACUGUUACAGAAACGGACGCUCCCAUAACAAUUACUCAAGAGCCACCUUCAACGCCAGACGACCCAACCACAGUAACUGCACCAACAACAACAACAGAAACGCCUGAAUUCCUGCCCAACGGCUGUCCAGCGGAUUUCUCAGUAGAUCUUUUAUUACCACAUGAGUCGGAUUGUGCGAAAUUCUAUAGUUGUGUCCACGGCCAGAAAGUCGAAAUGGAUUGCGCGCCCGGCACAUGGUUUGAUUUCCAAUUGCAGUACUGCAGUUGGCCGUUCAUGGUGCAAUGCAACGUGACGACAACGACAACCACUUCAACAACAACUACUACUACGGAGGUACCAAUCACAAUUACCGAUGAGCCAAGUACAACCACAUACACUCCUUCUACAUCCACUGACGGGCCCACUGUAACCGUUACUGAUGCACCCACAACAACAACCGAAGGACCUACAGAGACCCCACCACCAACAACUGAAGGUCCCACAGAUACCCCUUCAACAGCAACUGAAGGACCUACAGAGACCGCCUCAACAACAACUGACGGGCCUACUGUAACCGUUACAGAUGCACCCACAAUAACAACUGAAGGACCCAUAGAAACCACGUCAACAACAACUGAAGGACCUACAGAGACCCCCUCAACAACUGACGGGCCCACUGUAACCGUAACUGAUACACCCACAACAACAACUGAAGGAACUACAGAGACCCCAUCAACUACAACUGAAGAACCGACAGAGACCCCCUCAACAACAACUGACGGCCCCACUGUAACCGUUACUGAUGGACCCACAACAACAACUGAAGGAACUACAGAGAUCCCAUCAACUACAACUGAAGAACCGACAGAGACCCCCUCAACAACAACUGACGGGCCCACUGUAACCGUUACUGAUGCACCCACAAUAACAACUGAAGGGCCCAUAGAGACCACGUCAACAACAACUGAAGGACCUACAGAGACCCCCACAACAACAACUGAAGGACCGACAGAGAUCCCCUCAACAACAACUGACGGGCCCACAAUAACAGUACCUGAUGAACCCACUACAACAACUGACGCCCCUACAGAUACCACCUCAACAACAACUGAAGGACCUACAGAGACUCCCUCAACAACAACUGACGGGCCCACAAUGACAGUACCUGAUACACCUACAAUAACAACUGAAGGCCCUACAGAGACCCCCUCAACAACAACUGACGGGCCCACUGUUACCGUUACUGAUGCACCCACAACAACAACUGAAGGGCCCAUAGAGACCACGUCAACAAUAACUGAAGGACCUACAGAGACCCCCUCAACAACAACUGACGGGCCCACUGUAACCGUUACUGAUGCACCCACAACAACAACUGAAGGGCCCAUAGAGACCACGUCAACAACAACUGAAGGACCUACAGAGACCCCAUCACCAACAACUGAAGGUCCCACAGAUACCCCUUCAACAACAACUGGAAAACCUACAGAGACCCCCUCAACAACAACUGACGGGCCCACUGUAACCGUUACUGAUACACCCACAACAACAACUGAAGGACCUACAGAGAUCCCAUCAACAACAACAGACGGGACCACAGUAACAGUAACUGAUGCACCCACAACAACGACGGAAGGCCCUACAGAUAUCCCCUCAACAACAACUGAAGGUCCUUCAGAGACCCCCUCAACAACAACUGAUGGCCCCACUGUUACCGUUACUGAUGCAUCUACAACAACAACUGAAGGCCCUACAGAUACACCCUCAACAACAACUGAAGGACCUACAGAGACCCCCUCAACAACAACUGAAGGACCUACAGAGACCCCCUCAACAACAACUGACGGGCCCACUGUAUCUACAGAAACACAAGAGCCUACAACACUUGAUCCCAUAACAUGGGAUCCAUCAACAGAAACACCAACAACCGCACACACACCUUCAACAAUUGAUCCAAACACUACAAAUGCACCAACAACGACAUAUGUUCCGUCAACUGAUGCACCAACAACGACAUAUGUUCCAUCAACUGACGCACCAACAACGACAUACGAACCAUCUACCGACGCUCCAACUACAUUAGUACCGUCAACUGAUGCACCAACAACCACGUAUGUUCCAACAACUGAUGCACCAACAACGACAUAUGUUCCGUCAACUGAUGCACCAACAACGACAUAUGUUCCAUCAACUGACGCACCAACAACGACAUAUGUUCCAUCAACUGAUGCACCAACAACGACAUAUGUUCCAUCAACUGAUGCACCAACAACGACAUAUGAACCAUCAACUGACGCACCAACAACUACAACUGCACCAACAACAACGUAUGUUCCAACAACUGAUGCACCAACAACGACAUAUGUUCCGUCAACUGAUGCACCAACAACGACGUAUGUUCCAACAACUGAUGCACCAACAACCACGUAUGUUCCGUCAACUGAUGCACCAACAACAACAUAUGUUCCAACAACAGAUGCACCGACAACGACAUACGAACCAUCAACUGACGCUCCAACUACAUUAGUACCGUCAACUGACGCACCCACAACUACAACUGCACCAACAACCACGUAUGUUCCAACAACUGAUGCACCAACAACGACAUAUGUUCCGUCAACUGAUGCACCAACAACGACAUAUGAACCACCAACUGACGCUCCAACUACAUUAGUACCGUCAACUGACGCACCCACAACUACAACUGCACCAACAACGACAUAUGUUCCGUCAACUGAUGCACCAACAACGACAUAUGAACCAUCAACUGACGCUCCAACUACAUUAGUACCGUCAACUGACGCACCCACAACUACAACUGCACCAACAACCACGUAUGUUCCGUCAACUGAUGCACCAACAACGACAUAUGAACCACCAACUGACGCUCCAACUACAUUAGUACCGUCAACUGACGCACCCACAACUACAACUGCACCAACAACCACGUAUGUUCCGUCAACUGAUGCACCAACAACGACAUAUGUUCCGUCAACUGAUGCACCAACAACGACAUAUGAACCAUCAACUGACGCUCCAACUACAUUAGUACCGUCAACUGAUGCACCCACAACUACAACUACACCAACAACCACGUAUGUUCCGUCAACUGAUGCACCAACAACCACGUAUGUUCCAUCAACUGACGCACCAACAACGACAUAUGUUCCGUCAACUGAUGCACCAACAACUACAAAUGCACCAACAACGACAUAUGUUCCAACAACUGAUGCACCAACAACGACAUACGAACCAUCAACUGACGCUCCAACUACAUUAGUACCGUCAACUGACGCACCCACAACUACAACUGCACCAACAACGACAUAUGUUCCGUCAACUGAUGCACCAACAACAACAUAUGUUCCAACAACUGAUGCACCAACAACGACAUACGAACCAUCAACUGAUGCUCCAACUACAUUAGUACCGUCAACUGAUGCACCCACAACUACAACUGCACCAACAACCACGUAUGUUCCAACAACUGAUGCACCAACAACCACGUAUGUUCCGUCAACUGAUGCACCAACAACGACAUAUGUUCCGUCAACUGACGCUCCAACUACAUUAGUACCGUCAACUGAUGCACCCACAACUACAACUGCACCAACAACGACAUAUGUUCCAUCAACUGAUGCACCAACAACAACAUAUGUUCCAACGACUAAUGCACCAACAACUACAAAUGCACCAACAACGACGUAUGUUCCAACAACUGAUGCACCAACAACGACGUACGAACCAUCAACUGACGCUCCAACUACAUUAGUACCGUCAACUGAUGCACCCACAACUACAACUGCACCAACAACCACGUAUGUUCCAACAACUGAUGCACCAACAACAACAUAUGUUCCAACGACUAAUGCACCAACAACUACAAAUGCACCAACAACGACAUAUGUUCCAACAACUGAUGCACCAACAACGACAUAUGUUCCUACAACUGAUGCACCAACAACGACGUACGAACCAUCAACUGACGCUCCAACAACGACAUAUGUUCCAUCAACUGACGCGUCAACAACAACAUAUGUUCCGUCAACUGAUGCACCAACAACGACAUAUGUUCCAUCAACUGACGCGUCAACAACUACAUAUGUUCCGUCAACUGAUGCACCCACAACUACAACUGCACCAACAACCACGUAUGUUCCAACAACUGAUGCACCAACAACCACGUAUGUUCCGUCAACUGAUGCACCCACAACUACAACUGCACCAACAACCACGUAUGUUCCAACUACUGAUGCACCAACAACGACAUAUGUUCCAUCAACUGACGCGUCAACAACUACAUAUGUUCCAACAACUGAUGCACCAACAACGACAUAUGGUCCAUCAACUGAUGCACCAACAACGACAUAUGUUCCAACAACUGAUGCACCAACAACGACAUAUGGUCCAUCAACUGAUGCUCCAACUACAUUAGUACCGUCAACUGAUGCACCCACAACUACAACUACACCAACAACCACGUAUGUUCCGUCAACUGAUGCACCAACAACGACAUAUGUUCCGUCAACUGAUGCACCAACAACGACAUUUGAACCAUCAACUAACGCUCCAACUACAUUAGUACCGUCAACUGACGCACCCACAACUACAACUGCACCAACAACGACAUAUGUUCCGUCAACUGAUGCACCAACAACAACAUAUGUUCCAACAACUGAUGCACCAACAACGACAUAUGUUCCAUCAACUGAUGCACCAACAACGACAUAUGUUCCAUCAACUGACGCACCAACAACGACAUAUGUUCCAUCAACUGACGCGUCAACAACUACAUAUGUUCCGUCAACUGAUGCACCAACAACGACAUAUGAACCAUCAACUGAUGCACCAACAACGACAUAUGUUCCAUCAACUGACGCACCAACAACGACAUAUGAACCAUCAACUGAUGCACCAACAACCACGUAUGUUCCAUCAACUGAUGCACCAACAACGACAUAUGAACCAUCAACUGAUGCACCCACAACGACAUAUGUUCCGUCAACUGAUGCACCAACUACGACAUAUGAACCAUCAACUGAUGCACCAACAACGACAUAUGUUCCAUCAACUGACGCUCCAACUACAUUAGUACCGUCAACUGAUGCACCCACAACUACAACUACACCAACAACCACGUAUGUUCCGUCAACUGAUGCACCAACAACGACAUAUGAACCAUCAACUGAUGCACCAACAACCACGUAUGUUCCAUCAACUGAUGCACCAACAACGACAUAUGAACCAUCAACUGAUGCACCAACAACCACGUAUGUUCCGUCAACUGAUGCACCAACAACGACAUAUGAACCAUCAACUGAUGCACCCACAACGACAUAUGUUCCGUCAACUGAUGCACCAACUACGACAUAUGAACCAUCAACUGAUGCUCCAACUACAUUAGUACCGUCAACUGAUGCACCCACAACUACAACCGCACCAACAACCACGUAUGUUCCAACAACUGAUGCACCAACAACGACAUAUGGUCCAUCAACUGAUGCACCAACAACGACAUAUGUUCCAUCAACUGACGCACCAACAACGACAUAUGUUCCAUCAACUGACGCGUCAACAACUACAUAUGUCCCGUCAACUGAUGCACCCACACCUACAACUACACCAACAACCACGUAUGUUCCGUCAACUGAUGCACCAACAACGACAUAUGUUCCGUCAACUGAUGCACCAACAACGACAUUUGAACCAUCAACUAACGCUCCAACUACAUUAGUACCGUCAACUGACGCACCCACAACUACAACUGCACCAACAACGACAUAUGUUCCAUCAACUGACGCGUCAACAACUACAUAUGUUCCGUCAACUGAUGCACCCACAACUACAACUACACCAACAACCACGUAUGUUCCGUCAACUGAUGCACCAACAACGACAUAUGAACCAUCAACUGAUGCACCAACAACCACGUAUGUUCCGUCAACUGAUGCACCAACUACGACAUAUGAACCAUCAACUGACGCUCCAACUACAUUAGUACCGUCAACUGAUGCACCCACAACUACAACCGCACCAACAACCACGUAUGUUCCAACAACUGAUGCACCAACAACGACAUAUGGUCCAUCAACUGAUGCACCAACAACGACAUAUGUUCCAUCAACUGACGCACCAACAACGACAUAUGUUCCAUCAACUGACGCGUCAACAACUACAUAUGUUCCGUCAACUGAUGCACCCACAACUACAACUACACCAACAACCACGUAUGUUCCGUCAACUGAUGCACCAACAACGACAUAUGUUCCAACAACUGAUGCACCAACAACGACAUACGAACCAUCAACUGACGCUCCAACUACAUUAGUACCGUCAACUGACGCACCCACAACUACAACUGCACCAACAACCCCGUAUGUUCCGUCAACUGAUGCACCAACAACGACAUAUGAACCAUCAACUGACGCUCCAACUACAUUAGUACCGUCAACUGAUGCACCCACAACUACAACUGCACCAACAACGACAUAUGUUCCAUCAACUGAUGCACCAACAACAACAUAUGUUCCAUCAACUGACGCUCCAACUACAUUAGUACCGACAACUGAUGCACCCACAACUACAACUGCUUCAACAACGACAUAUGUUCCAUCAACUGAUGCACCAACAACGACAUAUGUUCCGUCAACUGAUGCACCAACAACGACAUAUGUUCCAUCAACUGACGCUCCAACUACAUUAGUACCGUCAACUGAUGCACCCACAACUACAACUGCACCAACAACGACAUAUGUUCCAUCAACUGAUUCACCAACAACCACGUAUGUUCCGUCAACUGAUGCACCAACAACGACAUAUGUUCCGUCAACUGAUGCACCAACAACUACAAAUGCACCAACAACGACAUAUGAACCAUCAACUGACGCUCCAACUACAUUAGUACCGUCAACUGACACACCAACAUCUACAAAUGCACCAGAAACUACAUAUGAACCAUCAACUGAUGCACCAACAACCACGUAUGUUCCGUCAACUGAUGCACCAACAACGACAUAUGAACCAUCAACUGACGCUCCAACUACAUUAGUACCGUCAACUGAUGCACCCACAACUACAACUGCACCAACAACCACGUAUGUUCCAACAACUGAUGCACCAACAACGACAUAUGUUCCGUCAACUGAUGCACCAACAACCACGUAUGUUCCAUCAACUGAUGCACCAACAACGACAUAUGUUCCGUCGACUGAUGCACCAACAACAACAUAUGUUCCAACAACUGAUGCACCAACAACGACAUAUGAACCAUCAACUGACGCUCCAACUACAUUAGUACCGUCAACUGACGCACCCACAACUACAACUGCACCAACAACUACGUAUGUUCCGUCAACUGAUGCACCAACAACGACGUACGAACCAUCAACUGACGCUCCAACUACAUUAGUACCGUCAACUGAUGCACCCACAACUACAACUGCACCAACAACCACGUAUGUUCCAACAACUGAUGCACCAACAACUACAACUGCACCAACAACGACAUAUGUUCCGUCAACUGAUGCACCAACAACUACAAAUGCACCAACAACUGAUGCACCAACAACGACAUACGAACCAUCAACUGACGCUCCAACUACAUUAGUACCGUCAACUGACGCACCCACAACGACAUAUGUUCCGUCAACUGAUGCACCAACUACGACAUAUGAACCAUCAACUGAUGCUCCAACUACAUUAGUACCGUCAACUGAUGCACCCACAACUACAACUGCACCAACAACCACGUAUGUUCCAACAACUGAUGCACCAACAACGACAUAUGGUCCAUCAACUGAUGCACCAACAACGACAUAUGUUCCGUCAACUGAUGCACCAACAACGACAUUUGAACCAUCAACUAACGCUCCAACUACAUUAGUACCGUCAACUGACGCACCCACAACUACAACUGCACCAACAACGACAUAUGUUCCGUCAACUGAUGCACCAACAACAACAUAUGUUCCAACAACUGAUGCACCAACAACGACAUAUGUUCCAUCAACUGAUGCACCAACAACGACAUAUGUUCCAUCAACUGACGCACCAACAACGACAUAUGUUCCAUCAACUGCCGCGUCAACAACUACAUAUGUUCCGUCAACUGAUGCACCAACAACGACAUAUGAACCAUCAACUGAUGCACCAACAACGACAUAUGUUCCAUCAACUGACGCACCAACAACGACAUAUGUUCCGUCAACUGAUGCACCAACAACGACAUACGAACCAUCGACUGACGCUCCAACUACAUUAGUACCGUCAACUGAUGCACCCACAACUACAACUACACCAACAACCACGUAUGUUCCGUCAACUGAUGCACCAACAACGACAUAUGAACCAUCAACUGAUGCACCAACAACCACGUAUGUUCCGUCAACUGAUGCACCAACAACGACAUAUGAACCAUCAACUGACGCUCCAACUACAUUAGUACCGUCAACUGAUGCACCCACAACUACAACUGCACCAACAACCACGUAUGUUCCAACAACUGAUGCACCAACAACGACAUAUGAACCAUCAACUGAUGCACCAACAACCACGUAUGUUCCGUCAACUGAUGCACCAACAACGACAUAUGAACCAUCAACUGACGCUCCAACUACAUUAGUACCGUCAACUGAUGCACCCACAACUACAACUGCACCAACAACCACGUAUGUUCCAACAACUGAUGCACCAACAACGACAUAUGUUCCGUCAACUGAUGCACCAACAACCACGUAUGUUCCAUCAACUGAUGCACCAACAACGACAUAUGUUCCGUCAACUGAUGCACCAACAACAACAUAUGUUCCAACAACUGAUGCACCAACAACGACAUACGAACCAUCAACUGACGCUCCAACUACAUUAGUACCGUCAACUGACGCACCCACAACUACAACUGCACCAACAACCACGUAUGUUCCGUCAACUGAUGCACCAACAACGACAUAUGAACCAUCAACUGACGCUCCAACUACAUUAGUACCGUCAACUGAUGCACCCACAACUACAACUGCACCAACAACGACAUAUGUUCCAUCAACUGAUGCACCAACAACAUUAGUACCGACAACUGAUGCACCCACAACUACAACUGCUUCAACAACGACAUAUGUUCCAUCAACUGAUGCACCAACAACGACAUAUGUUCCGUCAACUGAUGCACCAACAACGACAUAUGUUCCAUCAACUGAUGCACCAACAACAACAUAUGUUCCAUCAACUGACGCUCCAACUACAUUAGUACCGUCAACUGAUGCACCCACAACUACAACUGCACCAACAACGACAUAUGUUCCAUCAACUGAUUCACCAACAACCACGUAUGUUCCGUCAACUGAUGCACCAACAACGACAUAUGUUCCGUCAACUGAUGCACCAACAACUACAAAUGCACCAACAACGACAUAUGAACCAUCAACUGACGCUCCAACUACAUUAGUACCGUCAACUGACACACCAACAUCUACAAAUGCACCAGAAACUACAUAUGAACCAUCAACUGAUGCACCAACAACCACGUAUGUUCCGUCAACUGAUGCACCAACAACGACAUAUGAACCAUCAACUGAUGCUCCAACUACAUUAGUACCGUCAACUGAUGCACCCACAACUACAACUGCACCAACAACCACGUAUGUUCCAACAACUGAUGCACCAACAACGACAUAUGUUCCGUCAACUGAUGCACCAACAACCACGUAUGUUCCAUCAACUGAUGCACCAACAACGACAUAUGUUCCGUCGACUGAUGCACCAACAACAACAUAUGUUCCAACAACUGAUGCACCAACAACGACAUAUGAACCAUCAACUGACGCUCCAACUACAUUAGUACCGUCAACUGACGCACCCACAACUACAACUGCACCAACAACUACGUAUGUUCCGUCAACUGAUGCACCAACAACGACGUACGAACCAUCAACUGACGCUCCAACUACAUUAGUACCGUCAACUGAUGCACCCACAACUACAACUGCACCAACAACCACGUAUGUUCCAACAACUGAUGCACCAACAACUACAACUACACCAACAACGACAUAUGUUCCGUCAACUGAUGCACCAACAACUACAAAUGCACCAACAACUGAUGCACCAACAACGACAUACGAACCAUCAACUGACGCUCCAACUACAUUAGUACCGUCAACUGACGCACCCACAACGACAUAUGUUCCGUCAACUGAUGCACCAACUACGACAUAUGAACCAUCAACUGAUGCUCCAACUACAUUAGUACCGUCAACUGAUGCACCCACAACUACAACUGCACCAACAACCACGUAUGUUCCAACAACUGAUGCACCAACAACGACAUAUGGUCCAUCAACUGAUGCACCAACAACGACAUAUGUUCCAUCAACUGACGCACCAACAACGACAUAUGUUCCAUCAACUGACGCGUCAACAACUACAUAUGUUCCGUCAACUGAUGCACCCACAACUACAACUACACCAACAACAACAUAUGUUCCAACAACUGAUGCACCAACAACGACAUAUGUUCCAUCAACUGAUGCACCAACAACGACAUAUGUUCCAUCAACUGACGCACCAACAACGACAUAUGUUCCAUCAACUGACGCGUCAACAACUACAAAUGUUCCGUCAACUGAUGCACCAACAACGACAUAUGAACCAUCAACUGACGCUCCAACUACAUUAGUACCGUCAACUGAUGCACCCACAACUACAACUACUCCAACAACCACGUAUGUUCCGUCAACUGAUGCACCAACAACGACAUAUGAACCAUCAACUGACGCUCCAACUACAUUAGUACCGUCAACUGAUGCACCCACUACUACAACUGCACCAACAACAACGUAUGUUCCACCAACUGAUUCACCAACAACUACAUAUUUCCCUUCAACUGACGCACCAACAACUACAAAUGCACCAACAACGACAUAUGUUCCGUCAACUGAUGCACCAACAACGACAUAUGUACCAUCAACUGAUGCACCAACAACGACAUAUGUUCCAUCAACUGAUGCACCAACAACGACAUAUGAACCAUCAACUGACGCACCAACAACGACAUAUGUUCCAUCAACUGAUGCACCAACAACGACAUAUGAACCAUCAACUGAUGCACCCACAACUACAACUGCACCAACAACCACGUAUGUUCCGUCAACUGAUGCACCAACAACGACAUAUGUUCCGUCAACUGACGCUCCAACUACAUUAGUACCGUCAACUGAUGCACCCACAACUACAACUGCACCAACAACAACGUAUGUUCCAUCAACUGAUGCACCAACAACGACAUAUGGACCAUCAACUGACGCUCCAACUACAUUAGUACCGUCAACUGAUGCACCCACAACUACAACUGCACCAACAACCACGUUUGUUCCAACAACUGAUGCACCAACAACCACGUAUGUUCCGUCAACUGAUGCACCAACAACGACAUAUGUUCCGUCAACUGACGCUCCAACUACAUUAGUACCGUCAACUGAUGCACCCACAACUACAACUGCACCAACAACGACAUAUGUUCCAUCAACUGAUGCACCAACAACAACAUAUGUUCCAACGACUAAUGCACCAACAACUACAAGUGCACCAACGACUACGUAUGUACCGUCAACUGACGCAUCCACAACCACAUAUGUUCCGUCAACUGACGCCUCAACAACUACAAAUGCACCGACAACGACAUAUGUUCCGUCAACUGACGCACCAACAACUACAUUAGUACCUUCAACUGAUGCAUCAACAACUACAAACGCACCAACAACGACAUAUUUACCUUCAACAACUGACGAGACACAGGGACCAACAACAACGGGACAGCCGACAUCAACAACUGUUGUAGAUCAGACAACAACGGAAACUUCGACAACAGUGGAAGAUGAGUACAAUCCUUGUCCUCCGGAUGUAUACGGAAAUGUUCCCCAUCCAGAAGAAUGCAAUGCUUUCUAUUUGUGCGUUAGCGGAGUUGCAGUUAAAUUGUAUUGCGCAAGUGGAUACGAAUUCGACGCCUCGGUCGGGAACUGUGUUGCCAUUGCACCUGGCGGUUGUACUUUGGGUUCAAGCACAGACUCAACAAUAUCUACCACCGAAAUCUCCACUACACCUAUCGGUACCACUGACAUUUCUAUAACAACCACGGCAGCGCCUGAAAUAUGUCCUAUAGGAGUGUGGGGCAAUGUGCCUCAUCCAACUCUGUGCAACUCAUUUUACAUGUGCGCAGCGGGACAAGCGAUUCAACUGUUCUGUAGUGACGGAUUCGAGUUCGACCCCAACGUUGGUACUUGCGUUCUCAUCGCCGAAGGAGGCUGCACAAUGAGCCAAACUACAACUCUAGCACCGACUACUGUCACGCAAACAACAACCACAGUGGACCCCAACUGUCCCCCGGGCACUUGGGGCAAUGUUCCUCAUCCAGAACUGUGCAACUCAUUCUACCUGUGCACAGGUGGACACGCAAUACAACUGUUCUGUAGCGAAGGCUUUGAGUUCGAUCCUGAAGUAAAGGCAUGCGUGGUGAUAGCCGAAGGUGGUUGUACCCUCGGCUCGGGUUCUACCACAGGACCAGUCACUACACCGGACGGCUUCCCAUCGACUACUACUAUGCAGACGACGACGGAUAGCAACGGAGUAACCGGCUCAACUCCUAACAGUAGUGAGGAAACGACCACUCCUGGUUCUACCACUGUUAAUGACGAAGGGACGACCACAGAUGGAAUCACCACUCUUGGGUCUACCACUGUGAGUGAUGAAGUAACAACCCCAGACGGAACCACCACUCCUGGGUCUACCACUGUAAGUGAUGAAGUAACGACCCCAGACGGAACCACCACUCCUGGGUCUACAACUGUGAGUGAUGAAGUAACGACUCCAGACGGAACCACCACUCCUGGGUCUACCACUGUGAGUGAUGAAGUAACAACCCCGGACGGAACCACCACUCCUGGGUCUACCACUGUGAGUGAUGAAGUAACGACUCCAGACGGAAUCACCACUCCUGUGUCUACCACUGUGAGUGAUGAAGUAACGACUCCAGAUGAAACCACCACUCCUGGGUCUACCACUGUGAGUGAUGAAGUAACAACCCCGGACGGAACCACCACUCCUGAGUCUACCACUGUGAGUGAUGAAGUAACGACUCCAGACGGAACCACCACUCCUGUGUCUACCACUGUGAGUGAUGAAGUAACGACUCCAGAUGGAACCACCACUCCUGGGUCUACCACUGUGAGUGAUGAACUAACAACCCCGGACGGAACCACCACUCCUGGGUCUACCACUGUGAGUGAUGAAGUAACGACUCCAGACGGAACCACCACUCCUGGGUCUACAACUGUGAGUGAUGAAGUAACGACUCCAGACGAAACCACCACUCCUGGGUCUACAACUGUGAGUGAUGAAGUAACGACUCCAGACGGAACCACCACUCCUGGGUCUACCACUGUGAGUGAUGAAGUAACGACCCCAGACGGAACCACCAGUCCUGGGUCUACCACUGUGAGUGAUGAAGUAACGACUCCAGAUGGGAUUACUACAUCUACUCAAACCCCGUCUACUACUGAUGGUUACUCAGACUCCACAUCAUCUUCAACCACGCAAGAUGGGGAAACUACAACCGAACCUGGAAUGACUACACCCGAUAACUCAUUAGGAUCUGAAAGUACGCCCAAUGAUGAUGACACUACGCCAGCUUUGUCAACUACCACGGUAGCGGCAGACAAAGACCCGUGUCCUGAAGGUGUCUUCGGCAAUGUUGCCAAUCCAGAAAGCUGCAAUUCAUACUUCUUAUGUGUGAACGGACAAGCUAUACCUUUCACUUGCGCUGAUGGACUUGAAUUUGAUCCUAACGCACAGACAUGCGUGAUUAUAGCUGAAGGUGGAUGUACUCUGGGUUCUACCACAACACCUGGUGACAUUACUGAGGCACCAACAACCAAUGAAGACAAUAAUUCUGGCACAACUCCUGGAAUCUUGACAAGCUCAACCCCAGCAUUGAACGAAUCGAUUUGUUUAGGAGUUUUCGGAACUGUAGCGCAUCCAGAGCUGUGCGACUCAUUCUUUGUUUGCAAUGGAGAUAAACCUAUGCAGCUCUUCUGUGUUGACGGAUACGAAUACGAUCCUGAGACAAAGGGCUGCGUAUUGAUCGCCGAGGGAGGCUGCACGCUAAAAUCCACCACUACAACAGAAGCUGCUCCGAUUACUGAGGCGCCAUUGUGCGCAGAAGGCCAGUAUGGUAACAUACCACACCCAGAACUGUGCAACUCAUUCUACAUGUGCACAGGAGGCCAGGCUAUCCAGCUCUUCUGUAGUGAAGGUUUUGAGUUCAACCCUGAAGUGAGAGAAUGUGUCAUCAUUGCUGAAGGUGGUUGCACGCUCGGUUCUCAAACGACCCCAGCUGUAGAUACAACAACUAUUGCAAGUUCUGAACAGCCUGACACAACAACAGAAAGGGAUCCAGAUGACAUCCUACCUGAUGAUAGUAUUACUACUGAACAUGAAGUGACAUCUACCACACUGUCUACGACGAUCGAUGAUGGAGUGGGGGAUAUAACAACUACACCUAGUCCAGACAACUGGGAUAUUACGAAUACAGAUGCACCAAUAACUGCUACUCCUGAUUCCACCACAGUGCGUCCAACCACUACCACGGAGGCUCCCAUCUGUCUUCCAGGCGAAUUCGGCAACGUACCUCACCCAGACAGAUGCGACGCUUUCUACUUCUGCUCUGGCGGCAACGCUUUACUGUUCACUUGCAGCCAAGGACUUGAGUUUGAUCCUGAAACCAGGGCGUGCGUGCCGAUUGCUGAGGGAGGAUGUACGCUGAGUAAAACAACAACUCCUGAAGCUGAAACUACCACAGGAGGAAUAUCCACUACAACUCCUGGAGCUGAAACUACAACAGAAGGAAUAACUACUACAACUCCUGGAGCUGAAACUACUACAGAAGGAAUAACCACUACACCUCCAGGAGCUGAAACUACCACAGAAGGAAUAACUACUACAACUUCUGGAGCUGAAACUACUACAGAAGGAAUAACCACUACAACUCCUGGAGCUGAAACUACCACAGAAGGAAUAACCACUACAACUCCUGGAACUGACACUACCACAGAAGCAAUAAGCACUACCACUCCUGGAGCUGAAACUACCACAGAAAGAAUAACCGCUACAACUCCUGGAGCUGCAUCUACCACAGAAGACAUAACCGCUACAACUCCUGGAGCUGAAUCUACCACAGAAGGGAUAACCACUACAACUCUUGAAGCUGAAACAACCACAGAAGGAAUAACCUCUACAACUCCUGGAGGUGGCUCAACCACGGUAGCGGACACAACUACCACAGAGGCUCCUAUCUGUCCUCCAGGCGAGUUCGGCAACGUACCUCACCCAGACAGAUGCGACGCUUUCUACUUCUGCUCUGGCGGCAACGCUUUACUGUUCACUUGCAGCCAAGGACUUGAGUUUGAUCCUGAAUCCAGGGCGUGCGUGCCAAUUGCUGAAGGAGGAUGUACGCUGAGUAAAACAACAACACCUGAAGCUGAAACUACCACAGAAGGAAUAACCACUACAACUCCUGGGGCUGAAACUACUACAGAAGGAAUAACUACUACAACACCUCAAGCUGAAACUACCACAGAAGGAAUAACCAGUAGCACUCCCGGAGCUGAAACUACCACAGAAGAUAUAACCGCCACAACUCCUAGAGCUGAAACUACUACAGAAGGAAUAACCACUACAACUCCUGGGGCUGACACUACCACGUUAGCAGACACCACUACAACUACUAGAGCGGAAACUACUACAGAAGGAACACCAAAUACAACGCCUGAAGCUGAAACUACAACAGCAGGAAUAACCUCUACAACUCCUGGAGCUGAAACUACCACAGCAGGAGUAACCACUACAACUCCUGGAGCUGAAUCUACCACAGCAGGAAUAACCACUACAACUCCUGGAGCUGAAACUACAUCAGAAGGAAUAACCACUACAACUCCUGGAGCUGAAACUACCACAGAAGGAAUAACCACUACAACUCCUGAAGCUGAAACAACCACAGAAGGAAUAACCACUACUACUCCUGGAACUGACACUACCACAGAAGGAAUGAGCACUACCACCCCUGGAGCUGAAACUACCACGGAAGGUAUAACCUCUACAACUCCUGGAGCUGAAACUACCACAGAAGGAUUUACCGCUACAACUCCUGGAGCUGAAAUAACCACGAUAGUGGACACCACCACCACGGAGGCUCCUAUCUGUCCUCCAGGCGAGUUCGGAAACGUACCUCACCCAGACAGAUGCGACGCUUUCUACUUCUGCUCUGGCGGCAACGCUUUACUAUUCACUUGCAGUGAGGGAUUGGAAUUUGAUCCUAAAUCCCGGGCAUGCGUGCCAAUCGCUGAGGGAGGAUGUACGCUGAGUAAAACAACAACACCUGAUGCUGAAACUACCACAGAAGGAAUAACCACUACAACUCCUGGGGCUGAAACUACCACAGCAGGAGUAACCACCACAACUCCUGGAGCUGAAUCUACCACAGCAGGAAUAACCACUACAACUCCUGGAGCUGAAACUACCACAGAAGGAAUAACCACUACAACUUCUGGAGCUGAAACUACCACAGAAGGAAUAACCACUACAACUCCUGAAGCUGAAACAACCACAGAAGGAAUAACCACUACUACUCCUGGAACUGACACUACCACAGAAGGAAUAAGCACUACCACUCCUGGAGCUGAAACUACCACAGAAGGAAUAACCACUACAACUCUUGGAGCUGAAACAACCACAGAAGGAAUAACCACUACAACUCCUGGAACUGACACUACCACAGAAGGAAUAACCACUACAACUCCUGGAGCUGAAACUACCACAGAAGGAAUAACCACUACAACUCCUGGAGCUGAAACUACCACAGAAGGAAUAACCACUACAACUCCUGGAGCUGAAACAACCACAGAAGGAAUAACCACUACAACUCCUGGAGCUGAAACAACCACAGAAGGAAUAACCACUACUACUCCUGGAGCUGAAACUACCACAGAAGGAAUAACCACUACAACUCCUGGAGCUGAAACAACCACAGAAGGAAUAACCACUACAACUCCUGGAGCUGAAACAACCACAGAAGGAAUAACCACUACUACUCCUGGAGCUGAAACAACCACAGAAGGAAUAACCACUACAACUCCUAGGGCUGAAACUACCACAGCAGGAAUAACCACUACAACUCCUGGAGCUGAAACUACCACAGAAGGAAUAACCACUACAACUCCUGGACCUGAAAUAACCACGAUAGUGGACACCACCACCACGGAGGCUCCUAUCUGUCCUCCAGGCGAAUUCGGCAACGUACCUCACCCAGACAGAUGCGACGCUUUCUACUUCUGCUCUGGCGGCAACGCUUUACUGUUCACUUGCAGUGAGGGAUUGGAAUUUGAUCCUAAAUCCCGGGCAUGCGUGCUAAUCGCUGAGGGAGGAUGUACGCUGAGUAAAACAACAACACCUGAUGCUGAAACUACCACAGAAGGAAUAACCACUACAACUCCUGGAGCUGAAACUACCACAGAAGGAAUAACCACUACAACUCCUGGAGCUGAAACAACCACAGAAGGAAUAACCACUACAACUUCUGGAGCUGACACUACCACGUUAGCAGACACCACUACUACUCCUGGAGCUGAAACUACCACAGAAGGAAUAACCACUACUACUCCUGGAACUGACACUACCACAGAAGGAAUAAGCACUACCACUCCUGGAGCUGAAACUACCACAGAAGGAAUAACCACUACAACUCCUGGAGCUGAAACAACCACAGAAGGAAUAAGCACUACAACUCCUGGAGCUGAAACUACCACGGUAGCGGACACCACUACCACAGAGGCUCCUAUCUGUCCUCCAGGCGAGUUCGGCAACGUACCUCACCCAGAGAGAUGCGACGCUUUCUACUUCUGCUCCGCUGGCAAUGCUAUUCCUUUCACUUGCAGCCCCGGACUUGAGUUUGAUCCUGAAGCCAGGGCUUGCGUGCCAAUUGCUGAAGGAGGAUGUACGCAGAGUAGAACAACAAAUCCUGGAGCUGAAACUACCACAGAAGAAAUAACCAGUACCACUCCUGGAGCUGAUACAACCACGGUAGCCGACACCACUACCACUGAGGCUCCCAUCUGUGCUACAGGCGAGUUCGGCAACGUACCUCACCCAGACAGAUGCGACGCUUUCUACUUCUGCUCAGGUGGCAACGCUCUACUCUUCACUUGCAGCGAGGGAUUGGAAUUUGAUCCUGAAACCAGGAUGUGCGUGACAAUAGUUGAAGGAAGGUGUACGCAUGUUCAAAAGACGCAAGCGAAAUCCGCUGCCAUUUUACAAAAAUCCAGUAUAGACCAGUGGAAGACCACAGCAACCUUCACAUGCCCUGAUGACGAAGGUCACAUUUUGGCAGACCCUAGCACAUGUACAGCGUACUACAAAUGCAUCUCAGGAUAUGGUGUGAAGAUGUACUGUUCUGUAGGAUACGAAUUCGAUCACGCUACGCAGAAUUGUGUCCCCAUCGCUGAAGGAGGUUGCACAUACAACAAAAUGAAAUUAAUUCAAAACUGA